Molecule: messenger RNA, 1626 nt
Organism: Lepus europaeus (European hare)
Lineage: Eukaryota; Metazoa; Chordata; Mammalia; Lagomorpha; Leporidae
Gene: RPS6KL1
Product: ribosomal protein S6 kinase like 1
Exons: 10
Coding region: 1-1626 (541 amino acids)
Biological process (GO): protein phosphorylation
Molecular function (GO): ATP binding; protein kinase activity
Source: RefSeq, a predicted model, not a curated record
AUGAGCCUGGUGGCCUGCGAGUGCCCGCCGGGCCCCGGCCUGGAGUCGGAGCCCUGCUCACGGGCACGGUCCCAGGCCCGUGUGUACCUGGAGCAGAUCCGCAACCGCGUGGCCGCGGGACCGCGCGACUACCUGGUGGACGCGGCCACUCAGAUCCGGCUGGCCCUGGAGCGUGACGUCAGCGAGGACUACGAGGCAGCCUUCAACCACUACCAGAACGGCGUGGACGUGCUGCUCCGCGGCGUGCACGUUGACCCCAACAAGGAGCGAUGCGAGGCUGUAAAGCUGAAAAUCACCAAGUACCUGCGGCGCGCAGAGGAGAUCUUCAACUGCCACCUGCAGCGCACGCUGGGCGGCACGGCCAGCCCUGGCACGGGUUUCAGCAGCCUGAGGCUCAGGCCCAUCCGCACACUGAGCUCUGCCCUGGAGCAGCUGAGGGGCUGCAGGGUGGUCGGGGUCCUGGAGAAGGUGCAGCUGGUCCAGGACCCAGCCACCGGAGGGACCUUCGUGGUGAAGAGCCUGCCCAGGUGCCACACGGUGAGCCAGGAGCGGCUGACGGUCAUCCCGCAUGGGGUCCCUUACAUGACGAAGCUGCUGCGGUACUUCGUGAGCGAGGACUCCAUCUUCCUGCACCUGGAGCACGUGCAAGGAGGCACCCUCUGGUCCCACCUGCUCUCCCAGGCGCGCCCCCAGCAUCCUGGGCUCAGGCCCGGCUCCACCCAGGAGAGGACGAAGGCUCAGCUCCGCGCCUGCCUCAGCCUCCGGACCCCAGCACGGCUCCCCAGCGGCCACAGCCCCGGGCAGGACACACUCCCCCUGGAGCCUCCGCGGACUUCUCAGAGCCUGCCCCCCGCCAGGGGGCCCCCGGCACCCCGGCCCCACAAAGCCGCUGACGGGGAGCCCACAGCCAGGACCGCCUGCUCCUCCGACCUGCCGCGGACCCCGGCUGGCCUCCUGCACCUUCAUGCCAGGCGGGCUGGCCAGAGCUCGACCCCCGGGCUCCCUCGAGGGCUCUCUUGGGUUCACCAAGGGGCAGGCCGGGUGCUGGGGGCCUGUGGCCGGGGCAGAGGUCAGAGCCGCCCGCCGGCCGAUGAGGCUGACCUGUGGCGUGGCAGGGCCUGGAGUGUGAGCGAGGAGCAGGUGCGGCGGUGGGCGGCCGAGACGCUGCUGGCCCUGGAGGCGCUUCACGAGCAGGGCGUGCUGUGCCGGGACCUCAACCCCCGGAACCUGCUCCUGGACCAGGCAGGUCACAUCCGGCUCACGUACUUCGGCCAGUGGUCGGAAGUGGAGCCCCUGUGCAGCAGCGAGGCCGCGGACCGCCUGUACAGCGCCCCAGAGGUGGGGGGCAUUUCUGAGCUGACCGAAGCGUGCGACUGGUGGAGCUUCGGGUCUCUCCUGUACGAGCUGCUGACCGGCAUGGCACUGUCGCAGAGCCACCCCUCAGGAAUCCAGGCCCACACCCAGCUGCAGCUGCCAGACGGGCUCAGCCGCCCCGCAGCCUCCCUGCUGACGGAGCUGCUGCAGUUCGAUCCCACCAGGCGCCUGGGUGCUGGAGGAGGCGGCGUCAGCAAACUCAAGUCACAUCCUUUCUUCAGUGCUAUCCAGUGGAGCACGCUGGUGGGGUAA